AUGGCUGCAGACCGUCUUAGCUCAAUUUUGAGCCACCUGAAGGGCUCCAACACUGGCCUCGCUGCAAUUACUCAGAAGAACCCAGAUGAUGUAGUGAUCACCCUAUCACUGCGAACGCCUCUGACUAAGGCCCACAAGGGCGGCUUCAAAGAUACCGAGCUGGACUACAUCCUCUACGCGUUGCUGAAGGAGACUCUGGCUAAGUCCAAAAUUGAUCCCGCACUGAUUGAGGAUGUGUGCUUGGGUAACGUCGGUGAAUCCAAGGCAGCUUACAUGGUCCGUGCCGCCGCUCUGGCUGCCGGAAUCCCACACACAUCCGGCGCUUCCAGCGUAAACCGUUUCUGUUCCUCCGGUCUGAAGGCCGUGCAAGAUAUUGCAAACCAGAUCCAGCUCGGCGCCAUUGAUGUUGGUAUCGCGAUGGGUGCCGAGCUGAUGUCCGCCGCCGGCGAUCGUCUCGAGCGGCCCUUCAACGAGGAGGUUCUGCGAAACCAGGAGGCUUCUGAUUGUAUGCAGCCUAUGGGUCAGACCUCCGAGAACGUCGGAAAGGACUUUGGUAUCUCGCGUGAGCAGCAGGAUCGUUACGCGGCGGAGUCUUUCCGUCGUGCCGAGGCUGCGCAGAAGGCAGGUUGGUUUGAUGAUGAGAUUACGCCCAUCUCUGUUAAGGUCAAGGAUCCUAAGACUGGGGAGGUUAAGCAGGUUACCUUGACUAAGGAUGAUGGAAUUCGUCCUGGAACUAACUAUGAAUCCCUGGCUAAGAUUCGACCUGCUUUCCCGCAGUUUGGUGAUAAGUCUACUGGUGGAAACUCGAGCCAGGUUACUGAUGGUGCCGCUUCUGUUCUUCUGAUGCGUCGCUCCAAGGCCAUCGAGCUGAACCAGCCCAUCCUCGCUAAGUUCUGUGGCGCCACUGUUGCUGGUGUGCCUCCUCGCGUGAUGGGUAUUGGUCCCACCGCUGCUAUUCCCAAGCUGUUGAGCAAGUUCCAGUUAGACAAGAACGACAUUGAUAUCUAUGAGAUCAAUGAGGCUUUCGCCUCCAUGGCUGUUUACUGUGUGGAGAACCUUGGCCUAGACCAUGCUAAGGUGAACCCACGUGGUGGUGCUAUUGCUCUUGGUCACCCGCUAGGUGCGACUGGCGCGCGCCAGAUUUCUACUAUUCUGAGCGAAGCUCGUCGGACUAAGAAGAAGAUUCUGAUUACCAGUAUGUGCAUAGGAACUGGACAGGGUAUGGCUGGUUUGUUUGUCAAUGAGCAGGUAUAA
Penicillium malachiteum is the source of this 1254-nucleotide messenger RNA. It is a transcript of the gene kat1, whose product is annotated as putative 3-ketoacyl-CoA ketothiolase (Kat1). NCBI's taxonomy places the organism in Eukaryota, Fungi, Ascomycota, Eurotiomycetes, Eurotiales, Aspergillaceae. Gene Ontology annotation, molecular function: acetyl-CoA C-acyltransferase activity. Gene Ontology annotation, biological process: phenylacetate catabolic process; fatty acid beta-oxidation. The coding region runs from base 1 to 1254 and encodes 417 amino acids. Gene Ontology annotation, cellular component: peroxisome. The record is from RefSeq and is a predicted model, not a curated record. The transcript is spliced from 4 exons.